Messenger RNA from Pangasianodon hypophthalmus (striped catfish), 1129 nucleotides. Its product is annotated as NAD(P)(+)--arginine ADP-ribosyltransferase 2-like. Gene Ontology annotation, molecular function: NAD+ poly-ADP-ribosyltransferase activity; NAD+-protein-arginine ADP-ribosyltransferase activity. NCBI's taxonomy places the organism in Eukaryota, Metazoa, Chordata, Actinopteri, Siluriformes, Pangasiidae. Bases 315 to 1073 code for a protein of 252 amino acids. The transcript is spliced from 4 exons. The record is from RefSeq and is a predicted model, not a curated record.
AUGAGUGCAGCUUAAGCCAUAUAGGGAAAUAAACAAUUAUUACCUGUAGGUAAGCAGAUUGAAGGAACAUCAGUGGAGAUUGUUUGAGCACCUCCUUGUUCUGCAUGGUAGCUUAUAGGAAAAGGAAACUGGUGUCUUUUUCUUACUAUUAAAGAAGCCUUGAAACCAUCAGAGCUAUCAGAUCAAAUUCAUUCUGAGCUGAUACAUAUCUCAUCCACCAUUUUUGCUGGUAAUGCAGUACUAAUGCCAGUCCUGGGUGUCAGAUGAUGCCAUCUCUACUACUACAUUGAACUGAAACUGCAUUGGGAUUAACAAUGAACACAGCUGUGAAGGUUUCCACCUUUGCCAAAAAUGUUGCCACUGCAGUCAUCAUCAUUUCAGUUGUUUGCUACGCAGAGAACCUGAAAUGGAUAUCAGAUUCUGUCAUUAGACUGGACAUGGCAGAAAAUUCUGUUGAUGACCAAUUUAUAGGCUGCAGAGACACAAUGUACAAGCUGAUUACAAAGAAGAUUCUACCAGAAGAGUUAAAAUGUAAUAAAAAUUUUAAAAACAUUUGGGAAAAGUACUCAAAAUUUACUGAUUAUUUUACAAGAAUAAUAAAGGUCUACACAGACGGAGAUUCUAAACUUUAUAGUCAGUUCAAUGAAGCUGUGAGCUCAGGCAGAAGGAAUUAUGUCAGUAAGUUCACCUAUAAAGCCUUUCAUUUCUUGCUCACACGAGCAGUACAAAUUCAUCAAGUAAAGAACUGUACUCGUGUUUUCCGCAGAACCAAUGUUCAUUUUGAUACAAACGUUCUUGGCCGUGAAAUGCGAUUUGGCAGGUUUGCAUCAACUUCACUUAGAACUAACAUGUCACCUACAUUUGGCAAAACCUCCUGUUUUAAGGUUACGACAUGCUUUGGUGCAAACAUAGCCAAAAUUUCUGUGUUCCCUAAAGAGGAAGAGGUGCUAGUCCCACCUUUUGAAAAAUUCAAAAUCACAAAGAUUGAAAAAAACCAGAUGAACUGUAGUGUAAUUUACACUCUACAGAGCACUGGGAGGUUUAGUAAAAUGAACUGUGCGCUGCUUAAAUAAAAAAAAAAUGUAGAUGCAAAUGUGCUGAUGUUAAUAUAGCAUCACUGCUAACACUG